CUUCCACCGCGGGGACGCGCCGUCCGGAGCGCUCGCCCAUCUACGUGCUCGGAGAAGCGGGCGAUAACGGGGCAAGGAGCUGACGGCGGGAGGAAGCAAGCAAGUACACUGUGGGCAUCUGCAUUCUGAGUACAGGGACAUCAGGACCACCAGCACCCAUACCCAGUGUUGGAAAGAAAGAAGGGUAUUCCAGGCAAGCUGGGGACUGCCAUGCUCUGGAAAAACCUUCUUGACAUGGCCAGGCGUUCCAGCUAGCCCAGACAUGAAAGGAGAAACUGUAGCAUGUUCCUGGACGCCCGUACCGCAGAGCGCAGUUUCGCCAUGUGACCGGUUCAAGCACGCCUGCUGCAUCUGCAGGGGGUUUCUGUAUGUUUAUGGUGGCCGGCAAAGCACUACUUUGAGUGACUUUUGGAGGUGCAAGAUAGUGAGUAAGGAGUGGGAGAGGCUGGACAAUUCAGAAGAUGGCCCAGAAGAACUGGAGGAACACACAAUGGUGGAUUACCAGGGUGUCCUCUAUAUCUUUGGUGGAAUGGUAGAUUCUGCUUUCACACAGAAGAAGAAUCCUCUCUGGAUGUAUGACACUGAUUCAACCAAGUGGAUGGAGUGCCAGCUCACAGCAGUGGUGGAGGGUGAGCGAGCUGUGCCUGUUAAUCGGAAAGGCCACAGUGCAGUUAUCUACAGGGGCAGCAUGUACCUGUAUGGCGGAUAUGUUGACUUUAAAGGCGCUUCUCAAGAAUUCUGGAGUUUAUGCUUUGAUACAAGGCAGUGGACCCCCGUACCAGCAACACUGAAUGGUGGCACUCCAGGACCCAGGCACGGUCACUCUGCUGUGGUUUAUCGCAACAGCAUGUACUUGUUCGGAGGACUGAUGGGGCUGAAUGAACAAAAGGACUUCUGGAAGUGGGAUUUUCUGGCUGCCAGCUGGUCCAGCAUCAGGAGGAGCCAGGGGCCUCCCAAAGUGGUGGGACAUUCUGCAUUAAUAUUUGAAGAUUCUAUGCUGGUGUUUGGAGGAGGAGUUUCUAAUGCCAGGCCAAGCAGUACUUUGUGGAAAUAUCAUUUUCCGACUCAAACGUGGAAAAAAAUGGCUAGCACAACAGAUCCUUCAUCCAAAGCUUACCAUUGCCUGCUGGGUACUGGAUAUGGUUUCCAAAUAACUGCUGAUGCUCCAGGGAUAUCACUCAGCCAUCCGAAGGAACAGGGCAUUUCAAAGCUAGCGCUCAUCUCUAAGAAGCAUUCGUGUUUCUGUGACUUUAUUGACCGGAGGCCCACAUACAAACCAUUCAGCAAUGAGGAUGAAGCUGAAAUUGAAAUGACUACUUUUUGCCAGUCUCAAGAGGAGCCAGGACUCUGUUCCUUCCAAACCACUUCUAACAUAGAACUGAGUGAAAAUGAAGCUGCAGACAUUUUGUCCAGAAAAGGACACUCAUACCUCAGCCCUUUGAGGGAAAAGGAGUUUACCACCGUCAACCCUACGGAGGGACAGGCAAACAUCAGCUCUGGGCGUGUGGACAGUAGCUGCCCCUCUGCUGUGCUGCUGCUUCUUGGAGGUAAACCCUUGUCCAGCUCUUCUGCAAUCUCAUUUUUGCAAAUGCAAAUAAACUAUAUGUAAUUGGUGAGCAUGUAACACAGAGGGGAAAAAACAGGCCUGGCCUUUGUGAAGAUGGCCAUCAGGAAGAAUCCUGCUGACCCUUUUUCUGUGAAUGGGAAGUAUUUGUUAAGGACAGCCUGGGAAGGAAGGACUCCCGGCAUUUUCUGGAGUCUUUCACCUCAGCAAAACAAGCCAUGCAGCUUUUCCUGGUGCUUGAUACUGAACACUUGGAUUAAGCAGCUUACUGAAUCAUCUGGCAAACUGUCUGGCAAAUUGUUACCACAACCUAUAUCUCUAUUUACCAUUUCUAUAGCAAUUUUAAAGCCUAUGCAACUAGUCCAAUUUUUAUGAGAACCCUGUAAAGAGGGUCAGUUCAGCUUCCAUGUUGCAGCUGGGCAGUGAUGGUAAAAAACAGCAGGCUGAAGGGAUGUUUGAGCUGGAGACCUUUGUGGUUCAUUCAUCUAGUGUCUGCGCUGCUAUAUUAUACCGCUUAAUAUCCCUGAAUGUAACUUGGGGUGGACUUCAAUCUUACUUUAAUGCCAUCUCCAAGUAAUUUUCAGGUACAAUAUCCAAGUUAUUUUACUUCCCUUAAAAAAAGAAAAAGAAAAAGCCACAGAUUCCCAUGUAGUUCUAUACUUGUAAAGACUUAUGAAAGCAACACUGGUUAAUUGAUGUCCACACUUCUCUCUCAUCCUUUGAUGAUGCAGAAUAUCAAAAUAGCAUUUUCUCCCCAAUGUGUGUCAUGAUAUCCUUUACUUCUUUUACUGAGGUAUUUAGCUAUACCAAAUGAUACUUGAUGACAUCUAAUUUACGUAAACUUAUUUGGAUGAGAAUGCCUUCCUAACCGAGUAUCCUUUAUGCCUUAAUUGUAUUUUUCUGUUCAUACACAAGAUGGAGCCAUCUCCCUUUAUCCAUCUUUGUAUACGCCAUCGAUUAUAUUCCAUACUACCGAUAAAUGUUAUAGAAAGAAGGGGGUGCCCAGGUUCCGGGUCACAAAGCCGGAGUGUGUGUGUCAUUGCAUACAUUUUUCAGUCACCUCUGAAAAAGUGGGGCAGUGAAUAGCCUGUCUGCCCCAACCCACCAACUUUAGGAGACUUCUGUGUGAAGAAAAGACCUAUACAUUUCCUAUAAAUUGAGCAGAUCUUCAGGGGCUGCAGAGGUGGAAGAGAGGAGAGACUUCCACUGUGCAAGUGGAUUUCUACUUGUGUAACAGUGGUUGCCACCCAAUGCCAACCCCUCCAAACAUCACUUAUUUUCACUACAGACAGAAACUCGAGAAAGCAGGAGAUUUUGCCUGCAUUUUGUAAUGUGUGGACAAAUUUCUGGUCUUGCUAUGUUGUUGUUUUUGUUCUGGAAUGAGAAUACUUCAAGGCAGCCAUUUUGCACAGUUGUGUUAUAUUUAGAAAUAAACUACAACAUCAUC
Messenger RNA from Varanus komodoensis (Komodo dragon), 3011 nucleotides. Its product is annotated as tip elongation aberrant protein 3-like. The transcript is spliced from 9 exons. Gene Ontology annotation, cellular component: Golgi apparatus. Gene Ontology annotation, molecular function: protein binding. The coding region runs from base 263 to 1609 and encodes 448 amino acids. The record is from RefSeq and is a predicted model, not a curated record. NCBI's taxonomy places the organism in Eukaryota, Metazoa, Chordata, Lepidosauria, Squamata, Varanidae.